This is a messenger RNA of Cherax quadricarinatus, 1910 nucleotides long. RefSeq names its product lysosomal acid glucosylceramidase. NCBI's taxonomy places the organism in Eukaryota, Metazoa, Arthropoda, Malacostraca, Decapoda, Parastacidae. Gene Ontology annotation, molecular function: glucosylceramidase activity. The record is from RefSeq and is a predicted model, not a curated record. Gene Ontology annotation, biological process: glucosylceramide catabolic process.
UAUACUGCGUCUGAGGUGAGCAGCAGAGCAGUACAGCAGCAGAGUCGUAUUGCAGCAACAGGAGAAGGAAGGUGCAGAACUUCCUCGGCUAGCCAUGAGGACUUUGGGGAUAGUGUUGGCGCUCUUGUGCUGUGUAGCAGCUCAAGAGUGCAACCCCCGCAGUUUCGGAUAUGACAGUGUGGUUUGCGUCUGCGACGAGACCCACUGCGACCAACCAGGGGUCAUUGACUUCCCUGAUGAAGGUAGCUUCACCGUCGUCACCUCCAGCAGGGAUGGACUCAGGUUCAACGUGGAGACUCUCCCUGUCUCCAGUGAAGCGUCUCCCGAUGCUGAGGUGGUGACACUGAACAAGGAUGACGUCUACCAGACCAUGCUAGGCUUCGGUGGCGCCUUCACUGAUUCCACAGGUCUCAAUGUGGUUGCUCUCUCCAGCGAGGUUCAGGAAUACUUCCUCAGAUCGUAUUUCGCACCUGAAGGAAUCGGGUAUACCUUUGGUCGCAUCCCCAUCGCUGGCUGUGACUGCUCCACCAGGACCUACUCCUAUGAUGACGUGGAAGGAGACGCUGAUCUUGUACACUGGAACCUCACUUUUGAGGACUACGAUUAUAAGAUUCCUCUGAUCCUGCGAGCCAAAGAAAUGACGACAUAUCCACUGAAGAUGUUUGGUUCGCCCUGGUCCUCCCCAGCCUGGAUGAAGACUAACGGCAUGUUCAACGGGUCAGGAAUACUGAUAGCCGAGUAUUGGCAACCCUGGGCCAAUUAUAUCGUUAAGUUUGUGGAAGCUUACGAAGCUGAGGGAGUUGAACUAUGGGGUCUCACUCCACAGAAUGAACCUCUCGGUGGCCUUACUGACUGGAAAAUUAAUGCUAUUGGAUGGUCGGCUGAAUCAAUGCGAGAUUGGCUCAAAGGUUACCUGGGACCCACACUGGAGGCUGCUGGCUACCGUCACCUCAAAAUGAUGAUACAUGACUUCAACAGAGACUCGUUGCCUUGGUACGUCGAGCCAAUGCUCAAUGACCCAGAAUGUGCCCAGUACGUCGAUGGAAUAGGUGUCCACUGGUACUCAGAUCAUAUAAUUCCCCCAGAAGUUCUUGAUGAGACGCAAGCUCUGUCUCCAGAAUCAUUCCUUCUUUACACAGAAGCCUGUCAAGGCAAUGAGGUUGAGGGUUCAGAAUUAAGCGUGAACCUUGGUUCAUGGCAGCGUGGUGAGGAGUACGUCCACUACAUGCUUGAUGCAGUGAACCACUACUCCACGGGCUGGGUGGACUGGAACAUGGCUCUGGACAUUCUGGGAGGACCCAACUGGGCUAACAAUUUCCUCGACUCUCCCGUCAUCGUCGAUACUGAAGCGAACGAGUUUUACAAGCAGCCAAUGUUCUACACUAUUGGUCACUUGAGCAAGUUCGUGAUCCCUGGUGCUGAGCGUAUCACUUGGACGACCACAGCGACUAACAUUGAGGUGGCUGCCUUCAAUGACCCGUCAGGCCGCACCGUCGUCGUUAUUCUCAACACGAAUGAUGUGGAAGAAGGGUUGACCGUGACAGAUGGGUCUGAAAAUUUCCUUAAUUUCAAUAUACCUGCCAAAGCGAUCCAGACUAUCCUGUACUAGUAUAAUGCAAGAUGCAGCAAGAUUCCAUCAUCGAAAAAAAAUUUCCCCUGAAUAACGAAGACAAAAAUUUUUGUCUUGAUUCACUAUUUCAUGAUCUCAACCUCUCACCUAGUAUAUCAGUUGACUUCUAUAAGAUUAUGCAGACAAAUUAUACAUUCUUAGCCUACGUGUACGUGUGGAUAAUAAUUAUACAUAGUACCACUUAUUCAUCACUUCUGUGGUAAUUAAAUAGCGACUUGUUCCUAUUAGAUAACUUUCAUAAAACACCUAUAACGGAAAAUACUAAACUAUUUAAUACCUU